Molecule: messenger RNA, 864 nt
Organism: Pseudomyrmex gracilis
Lineage: Eukaryota; Metazoa; Arthropoda; Insecta; Hymenoptera; Formicidae
Product: farnesol dehydrogenase-like
Exons: 5
Coding region: 20-772 (250 amino acids)
Source: RefSeq, a predicted model, not a curated record
CUGGAUGAUUUAGUACGCAAUGGAACGUUGGUCGAGACAAGUCGCGCUCGUCACCGGAGCAAGCAGUGGNAUCGGCGCGGAGAUCGCGCGAGCACUCGCCAUAAAAGGAAUGCAAGUUAUCGCCGUCGCGCGACGAGUGGACAGGCUGCAAGAACUGGCCGCAGAUGUUCAACGGAAAUUCAACGCGAAAUUACAUCCCAUGCGAUGCGACGUUCAAAAAGAAGAAGAGAUUGUCGAAGUGUUUAAGUGGGCAGAAAAACAUCUAGGUGGUGUUGAUGUUUUGAUUAACAAUGCUGGUGUCAUCUCGACGGUGUCGCUUUCAGAGGAAUGCACGGACACUUUGCAAAAAAUUUUGAACGUAAACGUGCUUGCGCUGGCAAUUUGUUCGCGCGAAUUUAUUCAGUCCGUCAAAAAACGGAAAGCAUCGGGUCACAUCAUUAAUAUUGGCAGUAUAGCCGGACAACUUGUAGAAAUGAUGCCAGUAAGCAUGAGUUUAUAUCCUGCUAGUAAAUAUGCAGUAAGAGGUAUGGCAGCAUCCUUACGCGGUGAUUUGGCAAGAGAAAAGUUAGACGUAAAAGUUACGAACAUAAUUCCCGGACCGGUAAAAUCGGAGAUGAUAGAUGAGUUCGGUAAAGUAAAUUUCGGUCCUGUUUUGGAGGUCAAGGAUAUUGCGGACACGGUCAUUUAUAUCCUGAGUAUGCCGCCUCACGUACAGAUAUGGGAUAUAACACUACUUGCUCACAACCCAAACGAGGAACCACCUUCAUCUUAAUUCUUUCGAUACAGAACUGCGCAAUAAAAAAUUAAUAUGUGCUAACAAAUAGAAAAAGCUUUGUAAACGAGAACUUUUGAAUAAAACUUGGU